This is a messenger RNA of Linum trigynum, 1547 nucleotides long. NCBI's taxonomy places the organism in Eukaryota, Viridiplantae, Streptophyta, Magnoliopsida, Malpighiales, Linaceae. The record is from the annotation of a GenBank genome assembly.
GUACUCUAAUUGGGCCAAGCCCAAUAUCACUAACACAACUAUGCAUUUUAACAGAUGUAUUGACAAAGCAGCUGUGGAAACAGAGAAAGACCAGAUAAAGGAGGCAGCAAUGGACCCAUGGAGGCUCUGCACCGUAACCCAGGUGGAGGAAUUCAAGGCAAUCAUCCGCCUGCUCCCCAUAUGGGCGACUGGGAUAGUGUCCGCUGCAAUGUACAGCCAAAUGGGCAACCUCUUUAUCCUCCAAGGGGACACAAUGGACAAGCGAUUGGGCCACUCCAAGUUCAAGAUCUCAGCAGCGAACGUCUCGGUGUUCGACACACUCAGCGUCAUCUUCUGGAUCCCAAUCUACGACAGGAUCAUCGUCCCGGCUGCCAGGAAAUUCACGGGCCACAAAAACGGGUUCACCCAGCUCCAACGAAUGGGAAUCGGGCUCGUCAUCUCGACCUUCUCCAUGGUCUGUCCGGCGAUCCUGGAGCUCAUCAGGCUGAGGAUGGUGAGGAAGCACAACUAUUACGACCUCGACUCGGUCCCCAUCUCCAUAUUCUGGCAGGUCCCGCAGUAUUUCCUGAUGGGCUGCGCUGAGGUGUUCACCAACAUUGGGCAGCUGGAGUUCUUCUACGAGCAGGCGCCUGAUGCAAUGCGGAGCUCGUGCUCGGCCCUUUCCUUGACGACUAUAGCGCUGGGGAGUUACCUGAGCUCCCUGCUGGUCACCAUUGUUACUGGUUUGACCACCAGAGGAGGGAAGCCUGGGUGGAUUCCUGAUAACUUGAACUAUGGACACGUGGAUUACUUCUUCUGGCUGCUGGCGGGUCUCAGCUUUGUCAACUUGGUGGCAUUUGUGGUAAUUGCUAGACGUUAUACCUACAAAAAGCCGGUGGGUACAUUGCGUUAGUAGCAAUUCUGUUUGCUUGUUUGUGAAAAAACGAAGGUGGUACCAGAACAAGUUUUCUCAAAAUUUCGAUUUUUAAUAGCUAUUAAUCCUCUUUUGCAGUCCGAUUUUGACACAUUGACAUUUCCAUGAUCCAUCGAAUAAUUGAUCAAAAUGAUCUCAUAGGUUUGAGCUAGUGAACCAUGAGACUGAGAAAUCAUUAACUAUUCAAACGAUUUUGAGCUAAUGAACCUAUUGACACUUCUAUCCUCAAGUUUUUCAUUUCGAUUCGAGUUAUUGAUCUCUUCCGUCUAUUUGGUACCUGGAUAUAUAUUAACAAAGGAAAAAUAAGGAAUGAAAGAGAAAUGACGCUAGUUCCCGACAUCGAUAGAAAUAGAAUGGAGAACAUAAGAGGAUUUUUAUAUUAGAGGGGCAUAGUAGUGUUAGGUCAGAAGGGUUGAGCGUGGUUCGAUGGGUAUUAGUUGGUUGGUUUAUGAUUUUUUAUUAUUUGUUUUUUACAUGGCAUGCUGACUGUAUUCAAUUAACUGAAUUUUUUAUGGGAUAAGUUCAGGUCCUUAAGUGAUUUUUAUUUGGCUGAAAGUAUAAUAGGUAGUUAAUAUUUGGUUAGUAUUGACCGAGUAGUUAUGGAUAAUUAGGGCAUUAAAGUAUUUUUAAAAUU